Molecule: messenger RNA, 1250 nt
Organism: Ochotona princeps (American pika)
Lineage: Eukaryota; Metazoa; Chordata; Mammalia; Lagomorpha; Ochotonidae
Gene: PINX1
Product: PIN2 (TERF1) interacting telomerase inhibitor 1
Exons: 7
Coding region: 98-1075 (325 amino acids)
Biological process (GO): regulation of ribosome biogenesis
Cellular component (GO): nucleolus
Molecular function (GO): nucleic acid binding; telomerase inhibitor activity
Source: RefSeq, a predicted model, not a curated record
UGCCCGGCGUGAGAGUUUGUCCGCUUCUCCCUCGUCCCGGAGCCCGCAGCCCGGCAGUCGCCAGGUCCCAAGCCGCGGGGUCCCCCGGCUGUGCAACAUGUCGAUGCUGGCCGAGCGUCGGCGGAAGCAGAAGUGGGCUCUGGAUCCAAGAAAUACAGCCUGGAGCAAUGAUGAUUCCAAGUUUGGCCAGAGGAUGCUAGAGAAGAUGGGGUGGUCUAAAGGAAAGGGUUUGGGGGCUCAGGAACAAGGAGCCACAGAACAUAUUAAAGUUCAAGUUAAAAAUAAUCACCUGGGCCUUGGAGCUACGAUCAAUAAUGAGGAUAACUGGAUUGCUCAUCAGGAUGAUUUUAACCAGCUCCUGGCUCAGCUGAACACUUGUCAUGGGCAGGAAACUGCAGACUCCUCUGACAACAAGGAAAAGAAAUCUUUCAGCCUCGAGGAAAAGUCCAAGACUUCCAAAAAUCGGGUUCAUUAUAUGAAAUUCACAAAAGGGAAGGAUCUAUCAUCUCGGAGCAAAACGGACCUUGACUGCAUUUUUGGGAAAAGACAGAGUAAAAAGACUCUUGAGGAUGAUUCCAGCCCAAGCACUCCAGAUGGGGGUGAAACCUCCACGACCACCAGUGCCUUCACCAUCCAGGAGUAUUUUGCCAAGCGGAUGGCUGAGCUCAAGAACAAGGCCCAGGGCACAGCUCCAGAGGCUGAUCUUUCAGAGACACAAGUGAAACAGAAGAAGGGAAAGAAAAGAAGCAAAGAAACAACAGAUGAAAAUGUGGAGGAUCACCCCCAACCCAAGGUCAAGCAGCCUAGAAAGGAAAAGUCUGAGGAGGAUGGGUACCAUAAACCAGCAGUCAAGAAGAAGAGGGCCAGAGACCCGUGUGGGGGUAAGGCUCCUGGUGCUGCUGCGGAGGCUGCAGAGAGCCCGGUAGAGCCAGCUGAUGAUGAGGACUCCCCCCAAAGGCCCCAGAAAAGGAAAGGAAAGAAAAAGCUGCUGGAGCCAGUGGAGGUAGCAGUGGACACUGCCCUGGAUGAAGCACCAGUGAAAAAGAAGAAGAAAAAGAAGAAGGGUUCCAGGUGAAUUCCCCAAAGCCAGGGCCUUCCGACCACUCAGCUGUCAGGGUGCUGCCGGGGCAAGCACCUUUGGCCUGAAGUCAGAGCAGCACCAACCCCAGACCGUGUGGGCACAUCUUUCAACAUGCCCGCCAACUGCCGUGUCUCGCCCGCUCUCCACAGCUGCCCUGGUCCUCUUUCCC